Triticum aestivum (bread wheat) is the source of this 3003-nucleotide messenger RNA. RefSeq names its product protein FAR1-RELATED SEQUENCE 5-like. Bases 92 to 2698 code for a protein of 868 amino acids. The record is from RefSeq and is a predicted model, not a curated record. The transcript is spliced from 4 exons. Gene Ontology annotation, molecular function: zinc ion binding. NCBI's taxonomy places the organism in Eukaryota, Viridiplantae, Streptophyta, Magnoliopsida, Poales, Poaceae.
CACUCUGUUCCCCACGCCUCCUAGUCCUUUCAGCUUCUACUCCUAUUCAUCUUCUCUGUCUCUUCCAUCUAGCCGGCGACGAGGCCGCACCAUGGCGCAGCCGGACGACGGCGACGAGGCACCAGAGCAAUCAACAUAUAUGGCAGCACAUCCAUCGGGACCUCCUCUGCCCACAUCUCCAUUCAUGGUGAGUACAACCUUCUGCACGAGAAAUUAUAUCCUUCUGAACCACGUUCGAUUGAUUUCAGUACUCUCGCAGCAGUCGCCAUGGAACACAGUUCCACCAUGGACGAGCAGCGCAACAAGAAACGGUCAGGAGUUUCAAGAUGGAAAUAUGGCAGCCCAUCCAUCGGAACCUCCUCUACCCACACCUCCUCCACUAAUGCAAUCGCAGAACACAAUUCCACCGAGGAUGAGCAGCACAGCAAGGAACGAUCAGGAUUUGCAAGAUGAAAAUAUUGUUCCAAGAGUUGGGAAGACCUUUCAGUGUGAGGAAGAGGCAUAUCAAUUUUACAAUUCUUAUGCUCAAACCAAAGGAUUCAGCAUUAGGAAGUGCCACCUUAAGCAUAGAGGAGAUGGGACUUUAAGUUCUAGAUAUUUUGUUUGUAGCAAGGCAGGUGUGAAGGGCACUCAUCCGACACAUGUAGCCAAGAAAGAACAAGCUAAUUCGAGAACUGAUUGCAUGGCUCGUGUUCAAUUCAGCAUCACUCGGGAGGGUAUUUGGAAUGUGCAGAAAGUCAUGCUCGAUCACAAUCAUCAGCUUGUAAGUCCAGAUAAGAGGCACAUGCUUAGAUCGCAGCGUCAACUCUUAGAUGCCGAUCGCCAUAUGAUUAAGCAGAUGAGGACAUCGGGAAUUAAACAAGCUGAAAUAUAUGAUUUCUGUGAGCUUUGGUAUGGUAAAGAUGCAGUACCCUUCUUGCAAAUGGAUUGCAACAUUUUUUUACGAAGUGAGCGCUCAAAGUAUUUGGAAACUAAAGAUGCUCAAACAUUAACAGAGCAUCUAAAGAACAAGCAAGCUGAGGACCCUUCGUUUUUCUACGCCAUGCAACUAGAUGAUGAUAAUGGCACAAUAAUGAAUAUCUUCUGGACCGAUGGACAAGCUAUCAUGGAUUACUCUGUCUUUGGAGAUGCCAUUUCCUUUGACACCACAUUUUCAACAAAUAAGUUUCAAAUGCCAUUCGCUCCGUUUAUUGGUGUUAAUCAUCACAAACAGACUAUUGUUUUUGGUGCAGCACUCUUAUAUAAUGAAACUGCAGAUACCUUUGAGUGGGUUUUUAGAACCUUCCUACAAGCUAUGUCUGGUAAGCAGCCUGAAAUAAUAUUCACCGAUCAAUGUGCUGCCAUUAUAAAUGCUAUUGGAAGGGUUUUUCCGGAAACACGACAUCGUCUUUGUUUAUGGCAUUUGUACCAGAAUGCCGCUAAACAUCUAAGCCAUGUAAUUAGCGACCAUCCUUUGUUCCUUAAAGAAUUCAAAAGAUGUGUGUAUGAAGAUAGAUCAGUGGCACAUUUUGAGAAUAGAUGGCAUGAGCUCUUGGUUAAGUACCAGAUUGGGGGAAAUUCUUCGAUAAACAAUCUGUACAAGUUGCGUGAGAAGUGGGCUACUAUUUAUCGUCGGGAGUCUUUUAGUGCAGACAUGACAUCAACACAAAGGAGUGAAGGAAUGAACAAUGUGUUCAAGAAAACUUUCCGCAAAAGAUUAUGCCUUUCAGAAUUGAUACAAGCAUAUGAGAAGUGCAUUGCUCGUCUUCGCCGGAAAGAAAAAUACGAAGACUACAAGUCACGCCAUACCAACCCAGUACUCUGCCUACCUAGCCUACCUUUGUUGAAGACUGCAGCGGAAUCAUAUACUAGGACGCUCUAUUCCGAGUUCGAAGAAGAAUUCAAGAAGCAAUUUAGUUUGUCAUGUAUUUUGCUGAGCACUGAUUACACAGUUAGCACUUACAAGUUGACAUCUUUUGAAUACAAGAAUGAUGAAGCCAUAGUGGCUUUUAAUCCAACUACUUUGGAGAUAUGGUGUUCAUGCAAGUUGUAUUGCUGUAUAGGUAUAUUAUGCAAGCACACUCAUAAGGUUUUGACCUGCUGCAAUAUCAUCACCCUGCCAAGUCAGUUCAUAUUGAACAGAUGGACAAAACAUGCAAAACAAGAAAUUUUUACUUCCAAACCGAAUACCGAUGAUAGCCUAGACUCUAUGUUUGCACAUACUUCUCGAAAAAUGAUGUCACUUGCAUUGAAGUGUAAAACUUCGAAGGAGGUUCUUACAUAUCUGAACGUUGGUAUUGAUAAGUUGGCUUUGGAAGCACAUGAAUUACUUGGCAAUCUAAACUUAGAUGAGGAUGAUGAUUCUGAAAGUUCCUCCGAAAUGAAUGAAUAUGUUGCCAAGACAAUGGUGUCAUUCAAAGCUCCUGAACGAAUAAAAGGUCCAAUGAAAAAAAGAUCAAAAGAUGUUCUAGAGGGAGCAAAGAAAGGGAAAAGGAAAGGAAAAAGUACAAACCAUCCAGCAAAGGAGUCGGUGCUUGUUCCACCUACAAUUGGCCCUUCAGAAUUCGCCGGUGCAGCAAAGGAGUCUGCUCACUAUAUAUUGUUUGCAGCUGUGGCCGCCGCCCCCGGUGCUCUCCCCCGCGGCUGGACUGACCUGACAGUGUGCAAAGAAGACAGCCCCAAAACUGACGACCAAGGGUACAUCUUGCCAACGAUUUGAGCUGCUCAUGUUGCCAGUGAUGACCAAGGAUAAAUGUGCGAAAGGAAGGAACUUUGUAGUUUGUACAAAAUUCUGUAGUUUGUUCAUCUUGUCAAUGAUUUGAUGAGGUACUGAUACAUGUACAACUUUUUGUAGUUGGCACAUCUUGCCAGUGAUUGAGCUGCUGUUGUAUAAAAUAAUUUGAUGUACACUGUGAAUAGAAAUUCGUGGUAAUUGACAAAAGAGAUUUUUUGUAAGGCAAGAAUACAAGCUGUUGUGUGUAAUGUUGCUUGUACAUGACUCUUUUGCAAAAUAUGACUGCACUU